AUGACCGAGUCCCAAAUAGCACACGACGAAUCCAACAAGACUGAACCCUUCCCCCCAUUCAAGAAUGAUGCAUCGCAAGAAUUGCUUGAAUACACGGACCAGAGCCUGGGGACUCCAUCUUAUACUCCCGAGGCAAGCCGAGUCAUUGAAAGGCCUGCCGACCAUGACAAGAAAUCUUUCAAGAAGAAGAUGUCUGAGCUGUGGCAAUUGGAAUCUCAGGUCAAGGAAUUUCUGGUCGAGAACACGUGGGGCGCCUUUCCCGGCUUCGUGUUUGUCGUCGUCGUCCUUGUGGUGCUACCCAUCUUCUACGGGCCGGCAUCCAAGUCAGCUCUACCAAACGUUCAGAUGCCACCAUCCGUCACCGCAACCGUCACAACUACAUCCUAUCUCACCACUUCGACGUCGCUGUCAGCAAGCUCCAGCAGUAGCAGCCUGAUUCCUUCGGCUACCAAUGGCCUGGCGUUAAUGCCCAUUGGCGAAGCGCAGUCGGACGACUGGAUAUUCGGCGCCAAGAAGCCGGUUGUGUCAUUCACUGCCGAAGCACACAAUGAUAUCCUAAUUCACAUUCCCAACAGCAUCAAGAAGACAUGGCUGGCCAAGGAGUGCCUGACUGUGACUGCCAAAAGAGGAGAAGUCCCCGUUGAUACCACCAUGUCUCUGGAAGACGAGGGCCUUCGUCUAAAGUUUGCCAAGAGGGAGACCCACGGCGUCGUCAGCGUCAUUCUCGAGGCUAAGUGCCGCCCAAAGAUUCACAAAGUUGUUAAGGUCCACUUUGGCAAGGGCUUGAUGGAGGGCGCUCUGGAGCGGACCAAGCAUCUCGCCCAUCUUGCCCAGGAUCUCUCCGGUCUCGUACCUGCCGCUGCUCAGGAAGCAGAGCGGCGUAUUGAGAAUGCGAAGCAGUCACUAGGCUCGGCGUGCCAAAACGUUUGCCAAACAGUCACCGAGACCGUCUCCAAGACAUUCGGCGCCAGCUUUGCCAACUUUGCAGAUGUGCGGCAGCAACUAGAUGACUUUGUGUCAACAGCCAAGACUCAAUUUGAUGAAGCAACCCAAGGCAUCACUAGCAAGAUUGACAAGAUUACGCAACAAGCUGCGGAGAAUCUGCCCUCGGUAGAAGAUGUGCAAAACCAACUUCAGCUCCAGCUUCUCGAUGCCCAAUUGUCAGCGAAGCUUUUGUGGCUGCAAACCUUUGGCAGCACGGAGGAGCACGAAGAAUACUUGCGCAAGGCCAAGUCGUACUCUGCUGACAAGCACGCAGCAGCCGCUCAGUCAAAGUUGAAGCACGCCAAAAAGGAAGUCCAGGAGAAGUUGACCGACUCUGCUUCACGGCUGUGGUCCAUGCUAAGGGGCAAGUCUGCAUGCCGACAGAGUUCGCACGAGCAGUGCAACGACGCUCCAUAA
Trichoderma breve is the source of this 1401-nucleotide messenger RNA. RefSeq lists its product as uncharacterized. The coding region runs from base 1 to 1401 and encodes 466 amino acids. The transcript has a single exon. The record is from RefSeq and is a predicted model, not a curated record. Lineage: Eukaryota; Fungi; Ascomycota; Sordariomycetes; Hypocreales; Hypocreaceae.